UUCACACACACAUAUACACUCACACACACUCAUCAUUUUACUCGCACACACACACACACACACAUACACACAUACAAACAACACUUGGAGGAAAAAAGACGCACCGAAAGACGCACGAAGGCUUUGUGUUGAUAAACAGAAGAGGAGAGAAGAAGAAGGAAACCCGGAUCAUUGCGGACCAAACGGGGCCAAACACUCACCCAGGUAUGGCGGCGGUGUUGCCGAGAACGCUCGGUGAGCUGCAGCUCUACCGAAUCCUGCAGCGAGCCAACCUGCUCUACUACUACGAGGCCUUCAUCCAGCAGGGCGGCGACGACGUGCAGCAGCUCUGCGAGGCCGGCGAGGAGGAGUUCCUGGAGAUCAUGGCCCUCGUCGGCAUGGCAAGCAAGCCGCUGCACGUGCGCCGCCUGCAGAAGGCACUGCGAGACUGGGUCACCAACCCGGCCAUCUUCAACCAGCCGCUAACGUCACUUCCUGUCUGCAGCAUCCCCGUCUACAAGCUUCCUGAGGGUUCGCCCACACUGCUGAGCGCUCAGGACCGCGCAAACACUGCUAGCGUCAAGAUGCCCAAAGCGGUCGCCGCCGCCUGCUCCGAUCCAGGGAAGUUAGACGUGGCAAGGGAUAAAGUCUCAGCCGGGUCGCCGCUCCAGGGAAGCAGCGAGGCUCGGUUCUGGUCGGGCCACAGCAACGACAGCGAGCACAGUUUAUCACCGUCCGACCUCGGCUCCCCGUCUUCGCCGAGAGACGCUCUGGAAGCUCUAGACGCCGCCGCCGUUCAGUCGGUGCUGGAGUGCGUGGACAGGAUGGCUCCGGGUCUCGCCAAGACGGACCCGACCGAGGUGAAGGAACAGCUGAAGAACAACAAAAAGCUAGCGAAGAUGAUCGGGCACAUCUUCGAAAUGAGUGACGACGACCCGAGGAGGGAGGAAGAGAUUCGUAAAUACAGCGCCAUCUACGGACGAUUCGACUCCAAGAGGAGAGACGGCAAACACCUGACGCUCCACGAGCUGACGGUGAACGAAGCAGCGGCUCAGCUCUGUAUGAGGGACAUGGCUCUGCUGACGCGCCGAGACGAGCUGUUCGGACUCGCCCGGCAGAUUUCCAGAGAAGUCACCUACAAAUACACCUACCGCACCAGCAAGUCUCGGUGUGGAGACAGAGACGAGCCGUCCCCAAAAAGGAUUAAAACAGAGGAGAACUUCUUCGACAUCCAGGAGGCGCUGCAGGCCAUCCACAUGAGGCAGGAGAUGCUGAGGGAGCAGCUGGCCUGCGCUAAGUCGAAAGGAGAGGAAACUAUCGGACGGAAUCUGCAGAUGCAGCUGGAGCGUCUGCUGGCGAGGCAGAUGGAGAUCCUUCAGGACGCCGCCGUACAGGAGCGACUCCAAGCUCUGGACUGGAGGAUCCCCCCCGCCGCCUUAAAGUACCUCAACGACGCCCAUAACACCAACGGAGCCGCUAGCGAAUCCAGCAGAGACAACCAAGAUGAACGACCAAUCAACUUGCGGGUGGUUAGUCAAAACAUGCAGGAAGGCGACCUCCCGUUGGGGAAACAGCUAGCCAAUGAGCUGAAGCGCCAUCACAACCACAACAACAGCAACAACAACAACAACACAGACGAGACCAAAACACCAGCAACAGAAAACGGGACGUCGCAGCGGGCAUCGAGCAACGCAGAAAAGAAAACCAUCAAGUCAGAGCCGGAAGACUCCACAUAGUGCCUCCCGCCUCACCCCCCUCCCCCUCCACCCCCUCCACCCCCUCCACC
Molecule: messenger RNA, 1765 nt
Organism: Scomber japonicus (chub mackerel)
Lineage: Eukaryota; Metazoa; Chordata; Actinopteri; Scombriformes; Scombridae
Product: NGFI-A-binding protein 1-like
Exons: 9
Coding region: 207-1715 (502 amino acids)
Biological process (GO): negative regulation of DNA-templated transcription
Cellular component (GO): nucleus
Molecular function (GO): transcription factor binding; transcription coregulator activity
Source: RefSeq, a predicted model, not a curated record